GUACGUAGCUUGCGGUUCGCUUUCGGCGCGCGUGCAGUUUGGCGUGGCCCAGGCGGCGCGACAAGGUUCGGACGCACCGCAACAAACUCGAAACCUUCUCCCUCGCCCUGCCUGUCGCGGGGAUGAAAGCAAGUCAGUCUCUGGCACAGGCACACCCGCACACCACCCUCUCAACUCUCUGGACUCUCGCAGGACCGUGAUAUAAUCGCUCGCUCCCUCGCUCCCUCCAACUUCACCUUGGAAAUGGGCGGACACGACGAUGGUCACCGCCUAUGUCCCUUUUGCGGCAUCCCCUUCCUCCAGGUCGACCAGCCCCGUCCCGUUCAGGUUGCAAAGACCCUUCUCACUGCCGACGGGAACUGGUUCGCCUUCGCCGUUGCCCUCUACCGCAACUACCUCACCCCAGAAGGCCUGGUCGUCGAGCCCGUCAACCCGGCCUUUUUGAUGGUGCGCAACGAGUAUCGCUUCGACCCUUUUCAUUUUCAGAGCACAGGAGGCUGGGUGCCCCAGCGCUGGUCGGAGGACGCCGACCUGGCCCCGACCUGGGCCGAGGCGAACGACAAUCAGUCCGACGAAGACGAACCCCUGCCGAACCGCAUUCGCCCCGACAGCGGCGAAGAUGACGAGGGAUAUGUGGAACUAUUAGACUUUGACUCGUACCUGUGUUCGGACUCCGGAGACGGAAACAGGGGGGUGGCCGUCCAUCCCGGCUGUCUGCGCCUUGCCACUGCUUGGGCAGGCAUUGAUGAGGAUGCCUGGCCGCAGGAGUUCUUCACCCAUCCCACCGGCGGCCCCAUUCUGGCGUGCGCCUGUCACAGCCAAGAUUUCAGGCGUUUCCCCACUUUCGACUACACAGAUAGCGCCGAAGACCAUUCCGGGUGCGUGCUUUAUGACACCGACACACUGUACUUCAACGAGCGAGUCAAGAUUUACGGAGUCGAUAUGGAACUUCCUUUCGAGACUUCCCGGUGGGACGAUUGGUAUAACACGGAAGACGAGAUCGUCGGCAAUCCUGGGGCCGAAAUGCCACGGCUCGUCCUCAGCGAGGUCGACGAGUGGGUCAUGGUCCGCCCAGACAGGUUCCCAGAAUUACCUCACCUUGCCCCGCACACUCACGCUUCAAUAACACCCACCGCCCCAUCUCAAUCAUCGACCUACGCUGACAAGAAACGCACCGCCACCCUGGUCCGCAAAGUCAUGGAAGACCGCAAGGUUAUACCGGACUGGAGAACCUACUACAUCCGCUGCGCGACAAGCCGCAGCAUGCGCAACCGUUCUCGCAUUCACCGCAUCGUCAUGCACGCACGCAGAAUCUUUCGCGAUGAGGAAUGGCGCACCAAGGAGACAUUUUGCAACCUGGAGGGUCACUGGCUGAGUCUCGUUUCGAGGCAAGGUGAUCGGUCAGGGUAACGCUAAUUACGGGCAACGGCCCUGUUGUCGGGAGAGCGGCAUAUCUUAGCUUAGACGGACGGGUUCUGUGUACUCGGCUUCAAUUAGGAGGAGAGUUGGGACAUGCUUAGGGUAGUUAAUGGGACUUAAAGCAACGUUGAGAGUGGUCGAGUGAAAUCUAUUAGGACACCGCAUUUCGAACUGCAUAUUGUGUCGUCGAUAGAUAGACUGUACAUAGAAUAAGGGGCGAGAGAAGUCCAAGGAAGAAAACCAAAGACA
This is a messenger RNA of Fimicolochytrium jonesii, 1668 nucleotides long. RefSeq lists its product as uncharacterized. The transcript has a single exon. Lineage: Eukaryota; Fungi; Chytridiomycota; Chytridiomycetes; Spizellomycetales; Powellomycetaceae. The record is from RefSeq and is a predicted model, not a curated record. Bases 244 to 1410 code for a protein of 388 amino acids.